This is a messenger RNA of Aaosphaeria arxii CBS 175.79, 811 nucleotides long. RefSeq lists its product as uncharacterized. The transcript is spliced from 4 exons. Gene Ontology annotation, cellular component: mitochondrion. The record is from RefSeq and is a predicted model, not a curated record. Lineage: Eukaryota; Fungi; Ascomycota; Dothideomycetes; Pleosporales. The coding region runs from base 185 to 547 and encodes 120 amino acids.
CAAAGUCAACUGUGAUUUUCUUUGCUUGCCGACGUCAGCGCAAAGCCGAUUAUUGGCUCCUGCAGCUCCUGUACAAACAUACUCGUAGCAGAGUGGACUACCCAGCAAAUCUCUCCCAUAUCUAUUCUGUACCCUACCCUGUGUGUCAGACAUUGGACAAUCAAUUGAUGAUCAACUGAGCUGAAUGGGAGGUGCUUCGUCCCCCCUGGCAGCUGCAUUCGGCCUCAAUGGCACAUUGCGAGGAUAUGCGACCAUUGCAGGCAAACCAUCUUCCCGGCUCCGUAUGCGCGGGAAAACUCCUGUGAGCCUGGACCAUUUCAUUCAAAGACAGCGUGCUCUAGCUCUGUGGAGGGAGGUGUUACGAACCACUGCAUCCAUUACCGACAUGUCGAUGAGGGACGAUAUGCGACAGCAUGCGAGGGCAGAAUUCGUGCAGCACAGAACUGUUACUGAUUUGGGUCACAUUCGAUAUCUAAUCUCGGAGGGGAAAACACAACUUGAUACCAUGAAGGGUGCGCUGAUCAAUUCGGGUGUCCUGACUUCGUAGCAAGGCUCUUUGUAGCCUCGUAUCGAGUCCCUCUUGAUGCUUAUAGCCGAGAUGUUUGGUUUAUGUGGGAAAAUUGGAACUUAUGGUAUCUGGCUACAUAUGUCGUUCGUAAGAGCUUCGAAGAUUUCUGCUGUCUGAGACUGCAGGACGCAGUUCCAAGUCGCUAGAUCAUUUUGCUUUUUCAUCCUUGUCAUGCCCAAGCCGUGCAAGCUAUAGCAAAUAGAUCUGAAUUACACAUAGCAGCAAUAUAGGUAUAAUGACGUC